CUCACCGCGCCUAUCGGCCGUGCUUUUCUUCUUCCUCUUUAAAAUUUCACGCCAUUCAUUUAUUUUUCAGAAAGUUUAACACCACCUUUAUAUCGCUAAAAUGUCUGUUCAAAUCGAGCCCGAACAAUUUCUUACUUUCCAGCGCCCAUUAACUAGAGUGGUUGAGGAAAAACUGGCCAUCAGAAAUCCCAACUCGGGUCCCGUGGCGUUCAAGGUGAAAACCACAGCCCCAAAGCAGUACUGCGUACGUCCGAACUCUGGUAUUAUUAACCCGAAUGCCACCCGAGAAGUGCAAGUGAUGCUUCAACCAUUCAAAACCGAACCUGAGCCUGACUACCGGUGCAAAGAUAAGUUCCUUGUGCAGACCGUGCUGGUUUCAGCAGAUAAGGAACUACUCCCAAUCAAUGAUCUGUGGACACAAGUAGAAGCGGGCAAGAUGGGAGCCAUCAAACAACACAAACUGCGAUGCGCUUUCUUGCCGGUGAACGCAGAGGUAGCCCACACCGAGCCAGUAGUGGCCGACCUUUCCAACGGCACGCAUCGUGCACUAUCGGCUGCUCCUGAAGUUCGGGAUCGCCAACAACAAUCUGUACCGGAGGCUGUUGCUCCUCUCCAAAACGACUACAGCUCAACACAAAACGAAAUGAGGCAGAUGAAGGAAAAACUGCUGGAGUACGAAAGGGAAAUGCUCAACAUCCGACAGAUGAAGGAACCAGCUGUCACCGAAGUCAUCCAGGCUCCUCAAGGAUACCCAAUCCAGGUUUUGGUGAUGGUGGCUAUCGCUGUAUUUGCAAUGAGCUAUGCGAUUUUUGCAACGAAGCAAUAAGUCGUCGUCGCUGUCGUCUUCAUUAUCGUCGUUUGUUGUUGCGCUAUUGUAGUAUGGCCCUUCCGUUUUCUUCUUCUCUUUUUCUACAUUCUUACAUUUGACUCGAGAAAAAAACACAUACCUUUAUCUUUCUACCACUCUCUACCAAUUAAAAAGAUUACUUCUGACGAGUAUAUAU
Messenger RNA from Zychaea mexicana, 1004 nucleotides. Its product is annotated as PapD-like protein. Gene Ontology annotation, biological process: endoplasmic reticulum membrane organization. The coding region runs from base 101 to 826 and encodes 241 amino acids. Gene Ontology annotation, molecular function: FFAT motif binding. The record is from RefSeq and is a predicted model, not a curated record. The transcript is spliced from 5 exons. NCBI's taxonomy places the organism in Eukaryota, Fungi, Mucoromycota, Mucoromycetes, Mucorales, Lichtheimiaceae. Gene Ontology annotation, cellular component: endoplasmic reticulum membrane; plasma membrane.